CUGAGCAGCAGAAGGCCACGGAGAAAGAGAGAGAAAGAGAUUUCUUUUCAGUGCUGAUGGGUGAGAAUGAACAUGGCUCUAAGCAUGGAAUAAAUGAUGAAAGGAUGAAGUGAAAAUUGCGAUAUUGAAGUAUUAGCAGAAAGACUAUUUUCAGUAAAAAUAUAGCUGUGCUUAUGUGAUGAGAAGUUGUGAACUGAAAAUUGAGAACUGAGAAGACAGCUGGUCGAUGUUAGUGGGUGUCUACAGUUGGAAAUUCCCAAGCCUAUCGACACCGAACAUCAAUGAGGCCUCAAGUAAGGGUAUCACUGCUUCACUGCACAGGAAUGUCCUGUCAUGGGGUGUGUGGUGGGGGCAAGAGGAGAAGGAGAGUGUGCCUCUUCGAGCAAUAACACACUCAGACUGCAGAUAGCGGAUCUUACAGUGGAGUUUCCAACCUGUUCAAGGCUGCAAGUUUCCCAGAUGAGGUGGGAAGAAGUCUAAAGUCAGCAUUUUCUCUCAUCACCAUCGCAGCCCAGAGGAUUUUGCCAUCACUUUCCACCCCACAGGACCCUGUGUAUCCAUUCACUCCAACACAACCUGUGAAGGUAUCAAUUCCACCAAAACUACCAGAAACCUUUGGAGAAAGAGCCUCAUCCAUACCGAGCACAAUGAGAGUCUCAAACUGCCAACCGGACGUGUGCAGACAGAAUCCUACCAUCGUGACGCCAAAUGAGUUCAGACAGGCCUACUCACCAGCUGAUGGAUUGGCAAUGAAGGAUCAAGGAAAGAGGAAAGUACAACUUGUACAAUGCAGACUGAGCUACACAGAGAGCGACAGGAAGCAGGAAGAGUUAGGUGGCACAUUAACAAACCUAUCCUCACAACCCUUCUUCCGGUCUUGUGUCCAUGUUGAAUUGCCACUGAGGUCCACUAGCUCUGUUGUGUUUUUGGACAAGUCACUUUCCAUUUCCCUUGUGGAACUAGAGGAAAGAAGAGCAGGUCAACCAAUCUUGUACAGGUCCACCGUGUCUGUUCGCCUUGGUGUCUCAUCCUGCUGCAGAUCCUCUACAGAUAACAAACCAGCCAAAAGUAACAGCGGCUACAUGAGUCCCAGAGCAGCCAUGUUGGGCCAAAACAAACGCAAUGGCCGUGAGAGUGGUUUGGGUCACUGCAGAAGCCCUCAAUCAAAGCCCAGGGACCACAAGGCCGAGCAAAUAGCACCCGCUCAUGGUGUUAACAGCAAGGCUGAUGAUUCAGACACGCAGCGCCAUAGUACUACUUUGGGAUUAUUGUCAUUCAGAGGGCCAAGCCCCUCAAACACAAAGGCUGGCAGGCAGAAGGGGAAUGCAGAUGAGGCAGCCUUCCCUAUCACUAGCAAGUUCAGGCACAGGCAGCACACUUCCAAUAUUGCCCCAGUGCCUGAAGGGCAAGAAAUACCCUGUAGCAACAGCUUGUCCGGCGGCAUUACACAUUUGUGUGUGCUUCCUGAAGCAUGUGAUGAUGACGCUCUACCUACAUGCCACUUGUUCAUGGCAGGAAAUUCAGUGGAGUUAUUUAUUUCACAAAAGGUAAAGGAAUGGGGUUUUGAGUGAAGGAUGGAUGCACAUGUCAUCUUUGCAUUAUUCAUAGGCCACAUUAAUGUUUCCAUCCGUGUUUUUUCUCUAUGAGUUGUGGGGGUAGUGUGUGUGUGUGUGUGUGUGUGUGUGUGUGUGUG
Messenger RNA from Perca fluviatilis (European perch), 1693 nucleotides. RefSeq lists its product as uncharacterized. The record is from RefSeq and is a predicted model, not a curated record. NCBI's taxonomy places the organism in Eukaryota, Metazoa, Chordata, Actinopteri, Perciformes, Percidae. The transcript has 4 exons. Bases 648 to 1571 code for a protein of 307 amino acids.